GUAUAGAUCUAGAAGUAUAUGUUUAUACAUAUACUGUAGGUGUAUUCCGUUGUAUAAGGUCUGACAUACAUCUGAUGGAAAUUUUAUGUUUUUUUUUUAUAAAAAGUAAACAAACAAAGAACAUUCCUUGAGGACAAAGGUGCUACAUAGGACAACAUAAAUUACCAUAAAGGAACAUGAAACUACACAAAACUAAGUACAUAAAGUGCAUGUGUGCAACAUUUAUUGCAAAAGACAAAACAACAACAUAAUACAGAGAGAUAAUACCCAGUAAACACAGUGACACUGAAGCACUGACCAGUACGGUAUAGAAGGUUUUGGCAAAUUGAUUGUAUGUAUGAAAAUAAAUACUGUACAUGUAAAUACUAGGAGUUUUAGCAGUAAUUGUGCAAAACAUUACGUUGUGCAAACUGUGUGUCAGUGCAGUCUCUUCAUGUUGAGGAAUCUGAUGUAGUCUAAAAUGUAGUGAGGUAAAGGUUUACUAUAUAUGAAAGUACUCUGAUAAAGUGCAGACACCUGAACCUGCCUUGGGGCUGUAAAAUCUGUGUAUAAGCCUGGGUUGCUUUUUGUAAGGAAAAAUCUGGCAACCCUGAAGUCUAAGACCAUUUCAGCGUUGCUCCGGAUUGAGGCACCAUUUUGGCUCGAGCGUCAUUGCGCCCCCUCGCGGGAGUGACGCGUGACUCGGCGGCGUGACGUCAGCUUCAGCACCGGACAGCUCCAUUCCCCCUCUAUCUCUUCGGCUCGAUCGACGAAAGCCCCGUUUGCCCGAUGGGACUCAUUCCGAUUCGUCUGCACUCACGCGGGCUUAUUGGUAAAGAAGGAGAAAAGGCGAGCGGAAAGAAGGGACGCAAAGAAACGACGCUGCAGCCGGAAUCCGAGGGGGAGAAGACAAUCUGAUCCCACCCCUCACUUGACAACGCGACAACACCGAGCUCCUGAGACACGGUAUUUUGACAUUAAACAUCAGUGUUUCAGCCCUUUCAUGUGAACAUAAAGGGCUUCAAAUCUUGGGUUUUUUUAGAUGAGCGUGGCUGCCCAUGGCUUGUGUCCAUGAGCAGUGUCCCUCCCCCUCCCUUUCGGGAUUUAGUACCCCGAUUUCUGACACUCCGUUUCGCCGGCCAGACUCUGAUGUAGCUGCAUGUACCCCGGACACUGAACUCACUCCCACACAGUGUGUCCUGCGUAACGUAUUGUCCAUCGAUCCGGUUGGGGAUGGGACCCACACACGAGGCAACACCCCCACUCCUAGUGAUGACCCUGCACAGUUCUCCAACAGUGUGCUGAAGCUGCACGAAGGUGGAGCCGAAGGGGGAGCCAUGCGCAAUCAGUCUGAGAGCUUUCGGCUGCAAGCAGGUGGAGGAGGCUUUCUGGAGGGACUUUUUGGUUGCCUGAAGCCGGUGUGGACUAUGAUUGGCAAAGCAUACUCUACUGAAAACAAGCAGAGCCAGGAAGAGUCCUGGGAGGUACCCUUCGAAGAGAUCUCUGAGCUACAGUGGGUGGGCAGUGGGGCUCAAGGAGCAGUCUUCCUGGGAAAGUUUCAUGGUGAAGAGGUGGCCGUGAAGAAAGUGAGAGACAUCAAAGAAACAGAGAUCAAACACCUCCGUAAGCUCAAGCACCCCAACAUCAUCACGUUCAAGGGUGUGUGCACACAAGCUCCAUGUUACUGCAUUAUCAUGGAGUACUGUGCACAGGGGCAGCUGUACGAGGUUUUGAGAGCAGGGAGAAAGAUCACACCAUCACUGCUCGUUGACUGGGCAAUGGGGAUCGCAGGCGGGAUGAACUACCUCCACCUGCACAAGAUCAUUCACAGAGACCUCAAAUCACCCAACAUGCUGAUUACCCAUGACGACCUGGUGAAGAUCUCAGACUUUGGUACAUCAAAGGAGUUGCGAGAUAAGAGCACAAAAAUGUCCUUUGCCGGCACUGUGGCUUGGAUGGCACCAGAAGUCAUAAGAAACGAACCUGUUUCAGAAAAAGUGGAUAUAUGGUCGUUUGGGGUGGUUCUCUGGGAGAUGCUCACAGGUGAAAUCCCCUACAAAGAUGUGGACUCCUCAGCUAUUAUCUGGGGAGUGGGCAACAACAGCCUGCAGCUGCCUCUACCAGAAAGCUGCCCUGAUGGCUUCAAGAUCCUCUUAAAACAAUGCUGGAACUGCAAGCCCAGAAAUAGGCCAUCAUUCAGACAGAUUCUGCUGCACCUGGAUAUUGCCUCAGCCGAUGUGCUCUCCACCCCACAGGAGACCUACUUUAAAUCACAGGCUGAAUGGCGUGAGGAGGUAAAACAACAUUUUGAGAAGAUCAAAUCUGAGGGAACAUGUCUGCACCGACUGGACGAGGAGCUCAUUAACCGUCGUCGUGAAGAACUUAGGCAUGCCCUUGACAUCAGAGAGCAUUAUGAGAGGAAGCUGGAGAGAGCAAACAACCUUUACAUGGAACUGAGUGCUGUCAUGCUACAGCUGGAGCUGAAAGAGAAAGAACUGCUUAGAAGGGAGCAGUGUUUGGAUAAGAAAUAUCCUGGACUGUUUAAACACCAUCCUUCAAACACUGUGGACAAACUCAUUAAGAAGAGGAAUGUACCCCAAAAGCUUCCUUCACAUAGCAAGAGACCUGACCUUCUAAGAUCAGAGGUAAUCCUCCCUAAAAUGGACCCUGGUGUGGUGCAAGUGACAGUUCCUUCUUGUACCAACCGGACCUCCACCUCACCAAGUCGUGCCCGGAGGGUGAAAACGCGACAUCGCAGGGGAGGCCGAGGCAGCAGUGGUGAUCUCUCAGGGCCCAAGCACUCUGCUGGUACCUCCAAUAGAGAGAGAGAAACCCCCACAUUGGGUACUACUGCACCCAGUGGCACUCCAGCAACCGAUCAGACAGUGGGUACUGUGUCAAGAGGAAGCCAGAUGGAAGCCCCUCCAUUAAAACUGUCCUCCUCCAGCCCAGACCUGCUUUGCUCUACCCAUGGAGCCGAGGGCGGAGCCAGCGGUGGUGCUGGUAGUUUGAGUGUGUGUGAAGGGCUUGUUAGCGGUGUCAGAGGCGUGGCAGAAGCCACUGUGGGGAUGGAUGAAACUCCACCACGAAGCGACACAGCAAGCGAGGAUGCCGCAUCUCUACCAUUCUCUAGCAGUCCUGAUUCACCCUGCUGUGCAAGAGGUGUGGCAGUGGGGCGGGGACACACGCUGGGGGAGGAAAGGGAGGAAGGAACCGGGUCGGUGCGAUUGCCGAGGGGAGCGAGUGGUAGUCAUUUGACUCCAUCAGCUAUACUUUACCGAGCAGCUAUCACACGAAAGCAGCGCCGUGGUGUGUCUUCAGAGGAAGAGGAGGGUGAAGUAGACAGUGAAGUGGAACUGCCAAGGAGACGACGGCCAACCAGUAUAUCCAAGUGCCAGUCCGUGUCCACCUUCAGCUCGGAGAAUCUGUCAGUCUCUGAUGGAGAGGAAGGCCAUACCACUGAUCACUCGCACAGCGGCACACCCGAUGUGGUCAGCACCAAUACGGAUGAGAGGCUGGACGAUCGAAGUGAUGACCUCAUCUCGCAGGGCUCUGAGAUUCCUGCUGACAUCACAGACCCUGCGAUCUCGGAGAGGGAGGCUGCUGCUCUCGAACAGGAGCGAGCAAACUUCGACCUGGAGCAAAAUAUUUUGGAGACUCGGGCAUUGUGUGAAGAUUCGGAUUGCGACAGUGCCGAGCUGGACCAGUCAGGGAGUGGAGAACCAAGUCGCCCCCCAAGUGCAGGAGGCUGGGGUCAGGGUCCCCAGAACUAACAAACCUGCAUUUAAAAACACCCAGCCCUGUGCAUUUGUACAUAUUGUAUAUAUAUAUUCACCACAACACCUACCAGCACACUUCCUUAUUUGUAGUCACACCAAAACACCUGAUACACCAGACAUACACUUUUACACAAAACACAAUAAAAAUGCCUCUCUUUGGGCCUGUAACAAACCAGUGAUAAAGAAUCAAUAAAUUAAUGAAUUUGAAAAAAGUCAAUAUAAGCCACAUUAAGAACAUACCUUUACAUAAACUGGUCAUGAUGUCACUGAGAUUCCAAAGACCAGGGCCCCAUUCUUUGUACAUGGCUCUCAUAUCAAUAUAAUUAAAAAAAGUUUUAUUAUUA
Molecule: messenger RNA, 4102 nt
Organism: Silurus meridionalis
Lineage: Eukaryota; Metazoa; Chordata; Actinopteri; Siluriformes; Siluridae
Gene: map3k12
Product: mitogen-activated protein kinase kinase kinase 12
Exons: 14
Coding region: 1038-3752 (904 amino acids)
Biological process (GO): JNK cascade; protein autophosphorylation
Molecular function (GO): ATP binding; JUN kinase kinase kinase activity
Source: RefSeq, a predicted model, not a curated record